AUGAAGCUCCAUAUUGUUUUAUCAGUCUUAGCCGCUGCAGUAUACGCCGACUCCUACUCCCCUCUAUCGUAUAUGGACCGCCUAUGUGGUACCGAUCUCUCCAAUCUUUGGUUAGACGUCGUGUUGGUUGUGGAUAACUCGGAAGAAAUGGGCAGCCAGCGAUUGGGUGAUAUCACAACCAACAUUCUAUCAGUUUUUGGGGCUAAUACUCGGAUUGGUUCGACCUCAUCGGAGCCACGAACCACACGAGUCGGAUUUGUCACCUUUAACGCUGCUGGCUCACUAUACGCGGAUCUCAACCAAUUCCAGUCAUUCUCUGAUCUUAGAAAUGGUGUAACAUCUUUGCUGAAAGUUCCAGCCAAUACAAAAGACUCAUAUCUCGCAACUGGUCUUUCUAUGGCUGCCCAACUUCUGACAAUGCAAGGAUUCGACGGUAAACGUGACCAUUAUCAAAAAGUUGUUAUCGUCUAUGCAUCAAAAUAUGGCGGGACCGGAGAUUUGGAUCCCCAACCGACAGCGGAUCGGUUGAAAGGAUCUGGAGUUAAAAUUAUCACUGUUGCCUAUGGAGAUGAAGCACUUCUGGAAUCGUUAAGCACUCCUCGGUUUGGCUUCAACUCAGCCAGCGGUUAUCCACAAAUUCAAGGAGCACUGUUAGAGUCAAACUGCUAUUGCCCUCUCGAUUGGAUUCAGUACCGCUCAGACUACACCGAUCGAGCUUCCUUCCCAUAUGGUGUGUGUAUCCGACCCGUCCCUAUUCCAGCUAGCUGGCUGGGUGCAAAAAUGAGUUGCAGUCAUCGUUGGAACAACUCAAAUCUAGCCACUGAAUUCAACCAAGCCAAACACAACUUUAUUCUGGAAGCUGUAAAAGACACCCGAGGAGUCUCACCGCCGUAUCAGUACCAUAUUGGAUUAAAUUAUGCCUCUGGAUCCUGGGUAUGGACUCAAUCAACGGGACGCCAACAAGUUCCACUUCAACAACCCUUCAUGUGGAGUUCCGGUUAUCCUCAGUUGGCGUCAGAUAAAUCUAGGGUGAUGAGCGUGCAGAGUGGGCUAGGAACUGGAUGGCAGAACAUCGCUACAACGACUCUCAGUGCCAAUUAUGUCUGUGAAGCCUAUUCGUGUGAUACUGAUAAUUAUUGUGAUGGUGAUCAAAGAUACUAA
Molecule: messenger RNA, 1161 nt
Organism: Caenorhabditis remanei
Lineage: Eukaryota; Metazoa; Nematoda; Chromadorea; Rhabditida; Rhabditidae
Exons: 4
Coding region: 1-1161 (386 amino acids)
Biological process (GO): innate immune response
Source: RefSeq, a predicted model, not a curated record